AUGCAGUUGUUGCUCACUCUAGAUACUCUACCACCCUCCCAGCUGAUUCCAGAUGAGCUCUAUAUGCUGGAAAUUGACCGUCUUCUCCAACCUGGUGGCUAUUGGGUUUACUCUAGGCCACCAGUCAACUGGAAAUCUGCAUACAACAUUUCGAAUCAAGGGACCAGAGACAUGCAGGACAAUCAAUUAGCUAUGGAUGAUAUGUCGAAUAAGCUUCGUUGGACUAAGGUGUCUGAAGAGGGCACGAUUUCUGUUUGGAGAAAGCCUUCUUGUCAUCUCCACUGUGACCAAGAAGCAAAUGCAAAGCUCUUAGGAUUGCCACCACUCUGUACAGGAGAAGACCCAGAUAGUGCCUGGUAUGCGAAUAUUUCAAUGUGUAUGGCAUGUAUUCCAAGAGCUGAACCUUUUAAUGGCUGUGCUGGUGGUGCCAUGGAAAAAUGGCCUAAAAGACUUGUUGCAGUGCCACCAAGGAUAGCCAGUGGGGAAAUGAAGUGGUUGUCCAUUCAGAGAUAUAAACAUGACACUUUGAUUUGGGAGAAAAGGGUUAACUUCUAUUUAACAUAUCUAAAAUAUUUGUCUAAUGGAACUUACAGAAAUGUCAUGGACACGAGUGCUGGUUUUGGUGGCUUUGCUGCUGCUAUGUCCAAGCAUCCUGUUUGGGUCAUGAAUGUGGUUCCUGCAAAUACAACAGAGAAUACUCUUGGUGUCAUCUAUGAGCGAGGUUUGAUUGGAACAUACACUGACUGGUGUGAAGCCUUCUCUACUUAUCCACGAACAUAUGAUCUGAUACAUGGUAAUGAAAUCUUCAGCUCCCAUAUUCACAAAUGUGGGAUUAUUGACAUCCUGGUUGAGAUGGAUCGCAUUCUCCGGCCAGGGGGUGCUGUUAUUGUUCGGGACAUAGGUGACAUUGUUCUCAAAGUCAAGAAGGAUGCCGACCGUCUACAAUGGAAUAGCCGAGUUGUUGACACUGAAAAUGGGCCUCUGGAUCCUGAGAAGCUUCUCAUUGUGGACAAUUCCCUCCCACUCCCAGGGAGCUAA
Molecule: messenger RNA, 1038 nt
Organism: Miscanthus lutarioriparius
Lineage: Eukaryota; Viridiplantae; Streptophyta; Magnoliopsida; Poales; Poaceae
Source: the annotation of a GenBank genome assembly